UUUUAUACGUUGCAUCGCAAUGCACCGAUGGCUUUGACUGCACGCUCAGUCACUCGAUGGAUCGCCGAGCUAGAGUUGCCGCGGUCCGUUCAGACCUCGCGCGAUAUUCGUGGGUCGCGUUCGGGUUGGAACGAGAGCCGCUAAGUCCUCCGAUGCGCGCCAAUCGAAAGACCGUAACACGAUUGAAAACCUUUUAUAUUCUCUCUUUCGCUCCUUUCGCUGCACGAAGCUAAGCGAAUGUCAUCGAAGUUGCGAAAAAUUAGUCUCGAGACGCGUGCUCGUAAAUGGUUUGCAAAUUUUUAAACUCGCGCAGCUCGUCGUUUUCUUUGACGCGAGAAGAGAAGAUCUCGCCGCGUAAAUUUGCAUUCCGCGACAUUCUUAAAAUAAACCGGGCUUUCUUCGCCCGGCUGUGUCACUCGAACGAAGAUCUCGUUAGGACUUUUUGUCACGUCUCCUUUCUCUCGCGCGUUCCCGACGCGACGAAGCGCAAAUUGCGCCUCGCUUAUAAAAAGGUUCUUCUUCCUCCGACACCUUCCGACGAUUAAAGCCUUCUUCCGCGUCGCAUGGCAUCGUACCGAUAGUCGUCGUCACUUUUUGGAACGCGUUUCUCGCUCCAGUUGCCGAAUAAAUGCUCGAUGACAUCUUCUUUCUCUUUCUCUUGUUCGAAACGAUAAAGACUUCGCUCGUAUCAUCCGAGAGGCUUUCCGAAGCACUUUGGGAGGCAUCAAGACACAAUCGAGCAGCUCGAGUUGCAAAAAGGUCGUUCGCUCGUCCAAAAAGAAGUCAGCGUCCGAUAAAGAUGUCUCGUGGGGUGCAUCGGUUGGACGUCGUCCUGCUCUCGAUGCUGUUACUAACGACGAUGCUAGCCGGCACAAGAUCCACUUCCGUGCGUUGCGAGGACGCGAGGCUUAGGUGCGCUUAUAGAACCGGAUGUGGAAUGGCUCUCCAACACUACGUCACCGGUUGCGCCUCCGUUUUGCAAGGUGACAAUUGCUCCGACGCUUGUCAGCACGCGCUCAUCGCUUUGACCAGUACCGACGAGGGAAAGGAGCUCAUGACGUGUCAAUGCACGCGAGACGACGAGCUCUGUCAACAAUCGAAGCAGAGAGUCGAGAUUUGUAGAUCGUCGGUGACGACGGCUAUGAACAGGACGAGGGUAUCCUGCAGGAUAGCCACUUGGAUAUGCAACGCGGACGCGCUCUGUCAAACGGCUUUAUCGUAUUACAACAAAUUUUGCAAGAGCAUGUUCCACGGAAAGAAGUGCACCCAUCGAUGUAGAAACUCUAUCAACAUAUUGACGCGACAAGAAAAGGCGGCGAAGCUCAGUACCUGUCUCUGCGACGGGUCCGAGGAGUACGAUUGCAAGGGGAUCCAUCGUAAUAUGAAUACGUUGUGCUUCGGAAGGAUUCAUCACGAUUAUCGCCAAGUAAAAAAAGUCGUCGACGAGACCAGGACGAACGAGAUCGUCCGAACGGAGACGAACGUUCUUGGGAACGAGGCGGCCGCGGCCGCGGCCGCGGCCACGACCGUUCGUCCUUUCGUCGACGGAACGACGUUGGCGAUGUCCGUCGCUUUGCUCCUUUUUGCGAGCCAAGACUGAUGCCGAGCAUCACCCAGUGGCAAGACGAAAUGUCCAAAUAAAAGUACAGUAUUCCGCGAGUGAACGACCAAAGAGCAUUUUUCUAGGAAUGUUUACGAAUAAGCGCCGGACCGGAACGCGGUCCAGGAAGAGGACCGCCAGAGAUAAAGCUGCCGCUUUUGUCCCCGAGGAUCCUUAUCGAAGACUGCGCUUUGCGUUAAAGACGCAAAGAUUUCCGAUAGAAACCAACCGCGUGUUCCAAAAAAUUCUGCAAAGAAACUGACCGAGCGAAAGGAGCAAGGAGACCGUUUUGCGUUGUACAUUGAUUAUGUAUUAUAGAGUAACGGAUAGGGAUAUUUGUUUUUAAUAUUGUUGCGUUAUAAGUAUUAUUAUUAUUAUUAUUCUUAAUUUAUGACAAAGCACGACCGAACGUUGAUCGCAAUCGCAAAAGUCAUUCUUCCCUUUUGGAGGAUGCGAAAGACUUUUCUAUUCGAUUUUUUUCUUUUCGUUAUUCAGCGCUCACCUAACUUUCUCAUCGACGACGUAUCCCACCGUAUUUUAUUACGUUCGAAACAUCUGUCAAUCGAUACAUAGGACGAGCGUACACGCUCGUCAGAAUCAAAGGAAUCAUCGAAAUACGAUAUCGUACGUUCAUUAUGUGAAAAUAAGCGCGAGUUACCAAGCUACACGUAUGCGUUUCGAAAUAAUCCGUAAGGGCGGAAAUACUUAUCUUCUUCGUUUCUUCCUAUCUUUGUUUCACUCAUAACGCGAACGAUGAAGAAGUUGACGAGAACAUUCAGAUUAUCGAGGGUGAUUGCGUAAAGAGGAGUCGCGUUAAAAGUAAAAUGGGAGAUGUCGAUACUGGUUAUCAAUGAAAAUAAGAAAAAAGAACUUUUCCGAUGCUACUUUGUCUAAGACUCCCUCGAAAAAUGAAAACUAACAAAAUAUCGAGCCGCGUUAUCAAAAAGAUUUGUAACGGGCGACGAGAAUGCAACGAAGGUACAACGACUGUAAAUUAUUUUUAUCUAUUGUAAUUACUUUUAAUUAUUGUACGACUAUCAUCGCAUCAUUUUCUUCUACCAAUGGACAAUCGAGAGUAUUUAAUUAAAACAAUAAACAUAUUUCCUACCACCGUGUGUCGAUGCGUUGCUCGAAAGGAAGGCAGGCGGGUAGGCAGGCAGGCAGGCAAGCAGGCAGUUAGCGAAGGGACAAAAUAAAAGAUCACAAGUAGCCACUCGAUAUCGGACAGGUGCACGACGAAGACGAUUAUUAUCUAACGAUCGCGUACCUCAUUCUUUAAACCGAGAUGAUCGAGAAGAAUCGUAACAAUGCUCGCAUAACGACUCUUUGGAUAUAAACUUUCAAAACUAUCCCCUCCUUUAAGACUCCGGGGGGGGGGGG
Messenger RNA from Vespula vulgaris, 2980 nucleotides. Its product is annotated as growth arrest-specific protein 1-like. The transcript is spliced from 5 exons. The record is from RefSeq and is a predicted model, not a curated record. Bases 629 to 1600 code for a protein of 323 amino acids. Gene Ontology annotation, biological process: regulation of cell cycle. Lineage: Eukaryota; Metazoa; Arthropoda; Insecta; Hymenoptera; Vespidae.